AUGAGUUCUUCAGACAAGAAACCUUGGAUUGAGACUCCUCUCAUCGAGUCUUCUACGCUCUCCAAGCACGCAGGAUGUCGCAUAUUUCUAAAGUUGGAGCUUCUACAGCCAUCCGGCUCGUUCAAGUCUAGGGGAAUCGGCAACCUGAUCCUCUCGGAGCUCCAGAAGAAUAGCAACAAAGGCAAGACCGUCCAUUUCUUCAGCUCGUCCGGUGGUAAUGCCGGUCUCGCUGCCGUUCACGCCGCCCGCGACCUGGGCUGUCCGUGUACUGUGAUUGUUCCACAUAGCACGAAACCAAUGAUGAUCGCCAAGUUGCGAGAUGCAGGGGCUUCAGAUGUGAUUCAGCAUGGCGCUAGCUGGUUCGAGGCAGAUUCGUAUCUGAGGCGAGAGUUUAUCGAGAAUCAGGUCGUUUCCGACUCCGGCUCCGGACAGGAGAGCGCAGAUGCGGGUCUACGUCGUGAUUCAGUCAAUGUUUACGUGCCGCCAUUCGAUCACCCCUUGAUCUGGGAGGGUGCUGCAAGCAUGGUAGAGGAGAUGGCGAGGCAAUUGCCUCCUCGAAGAUCCGACAAAGAGGGUGCCUCGUUCCCAGCCGACGUGGUCGUAUGUAGUGUCGGGGGAGGCGGCCUAUUCAACGGUGUUGUCGAAGGAAUCGAGCAGCAUCUGAAACGAACCACAUCCAUGAUGUCAGGCGACACUGCUCGCCGACAUCAACCAGUGCGCGUGCUGGCCGUCGAAACAAAAGGCGCCGAUUCACUGGCAUACUCUCUUCGUCAGGGAAAGCUCUCGUCUCUAACCGAAAUCACAUCUCAAGCGACCUCGCUCGGCGCUCUGCAGGUUGCACAAAAGACGUUCACUAAUGCAAGCUCCCCUCCGUAUGGCAUUGAAGUGAUCAGUGUCGUUGGAUCUGAUGCCGAGGCUGCCAAGGGGUCCUUGCGUUUGGCCGAUGAGACGAGACUGCAGGUGGAGUUGGCUUGUGGAAUCGGACUGGAAGUGGCGACCGGACAGCGGCUGCGAAAAGCGAUUCCCGACUUGAAGCCAGAGACCAGGGUGGUGGUGAUUGUUUGUGGCGGAAGUAAUAUUACUUCGGAAAUGUUGGCAGAGUAUAGAGCGAAGCUUCAGGGUGGCUGGGAGUGA
This is a messenger RNA of Penicillium diatomitis, 1134 nucleotides long. RefSeq names its product putative L-serine dehydratase. Gene Ontology annotation, biological process: L-serine catabolic process; L-threonine catabolic process. Gene Ontology annotation, molecular function: pyridoxal phosphate binding; L-serine ammonia-lyase activity; threonine deaminase activity. NCBI's taxonomy places the organism in Eukaryota, Fungi, Ascomycota, Eurotiomycetes, Eurotiales, Aspergillaceae. Bases 1 to 1134 code for a protein of 377 amino acids. The record is from RefSeq and is a predicted model, not a curated record. The transcript is spliced from 3 exons.